Melanotaenia boesemani (Boeseman's rainbowfish) is the source of this 1252-nucleotide messenger RNA. RefSeq names its product haptoglobin. The record is from RefSeq and is a predicted model, not a curated record. Gene Ontology annotation, biological process: proteolysis. Gene Ontology annotation, molecular function: serine-type endopeptidase activity. Lineage: Eukaryota; Metazoa; Chordata; Actinopteri; Atheriniformes; Melanotaeniidae. The coding region runs from base 83 to 1015 and encodes 310 amino acids. The transcript has 4 exons.
AAGGUUAUAUCUCCCAGUAGAUAUAAAUACUCCCAGCAGCAAAAAUGCAACACGCUUGGGGUAAGAGACUACACCACAGAGCAUGAAUUCUUUCAACAAUCUGUUUUCUUUGGCUGUGGCCCUCCUGGCUGCAUGGGCCUGUCUGGCAGAAGGGGCAAUGAAAGGCUCUGUGUCAGCAACCAGACUCCGUUCCAGGCGGAUGGUUGGGGGGAGACUGGCUCCUCAUGUCCCCUGGCAGGCCAUGAUCUACCUCUCUGAUAAUGUGCUGAAUGGGGGCUAUGCAGGAGGUGCUCUGAUAUCUGAUCAAUGGGUGUUGACAGCUGGCAGAAAUCUCUUUGUAAGGAAGAGUCGACAGGACAUUCAGGGAAAAGAUCCUGUCAUCCCUAAAGUAUACCUCGGAAUCUCACACAAGGCAGAAGCUGGUGCAUCAAAAGAAGCUGCUGUUGAGAAGGUGGUUCUGCAUCCGGGUUUCCAGAACCGAUCUGACUGGGACAAUGACCUGGCUCUGAUCAAACUCAAACAUCCAGUCAUUAUGAGUGAUAAGGUUACCCCCAUCCCCCUACCAGAAAGAGGCCAGGAUCUUGAGAACAUAAUGGGCAGAUCAGGGGUCAUCACUGGCUGGGGCUGGGGGGUCCACCUCACCUCUGCUACAUCACUCAAACACCUUGUACUCCCUCUGGCCAAUCACUCUGACUGUAAGGCAGAAUAUGAACACAUUGGACUCACUCCAGCAGUGGAUGACAACAUGUUCUGCACUGGACCCACAAAGUUUGAAGAAAAUGUUUGUUUUGGUGAUGCGGGAGGAGCCCUGGCUGUCAGAGAUGCUCAAACUGGGCAUGUUUAUGCUGCAGGGAUUCUUUCCUAUGACAAAUCCUGCAGCCGGUACAAGUAUGGAGUCUAUAUGAAGAUGUCUUCAUAUUUGCCUUGGAUCCACAGUAUCAUCAGGGGAGAUACAGAAAAAUCAUCUGUUCUGCGUUCUGAUGCAAUGUCUAAGAUGUUCUCAUGGCAGCCAUAGAGCUUGAGGCUGCUUUGUUUUGAUAUUAGAGAGAAAUCUUUGCAACAUAUUGUGUGAGAAAAUGUUUGGCUAAUAUAUGUGGGGGAAAAAUCUUGGUAUUCCAUCUGAAUGAGUUGAUUUAUGAUUGAAUUAAAUACAUUAUACACCUCUUAUUCACAAUUUAGAAAGCCACAUUAUUUUUGUACUAUUUCUUAUCAAGAAAGAUCGUUCUCUCAAUAAAUGUAUCAAUUAAGUAAA